Molecule: messenger RNA, 4344 nt
Organism: Diaporthe batatas
Lineage: Eukaryota; Fungi; Ascomycota; Sordariomycetes; Diaporthales; Diaporthaceae
Exons: 2
Coding region: 947-1372 (141 amino acids)
Source: RefSeq, a predicted model, not a curated record
AUAUUAAGCCGCAUGACGAGCCAACCACUCAGGCCGUCUCACGGCCGCCUGGUGCCAACGACAUGACUUGGAAGUGCCCGCACAGCGUUGCAGUGGUGCUGUUCAGCUCAUGUGCUUGCCGACCCGUCCUGGCGACGGCCGCCCCCUUCGUCACCUGCACCACCCGAGCUGGCCUCGAGACCCUCUUCGACGGGCCAUUGUGUGCGGCAGAUGCAGAUGCAGGUUUAUUGUGUGUUCAGGACAAUAGACAGCAAUAAAAUGCCAGACUCACGACUCACUGCCUGAGACCUGGUGUUCAGCGGGUGUGCAUCCAUCCACCCAUCCAGCCAUCCCACAGGUCCAGGCAUGCAGCCUACCUGCCUGCUAGCUAGUGCAAGCUAGCCUGCCUUGCCGUGUCCAGAAAUGACAGCAGCAACUACGGAGUACUCCCUUCGGAUAAUCAACCAGUCAAGUCCUUGAUUCGGCGGCAGCUACAGCCCCAUGGGUGCCCAACGCCUGCGCGCUUGGUACCUGUCUGCCUGUCUACAUCUCACCUGCUUGUGCGCCCUCCGAGCUCCAGUCCUGCCAGUCCCGCUGCGCGGCGCAAGCUCAUUUCCUGGGCUCUGGUCGGAUUUCUCGGAACCUUCAAGCCCUCACCCGCCCUCGAAUCGGCGGCUUCAGCCUCCUCCACGGCCGUGGGAACAGCGCCAGAUUGCCCAAUCUUGCGCCGCCGAUUCGCAAUGGCAUUCGAUCCUUCGACGGCCUCCAGAGCAAACCUAAUCCGCUCGUCCUUGAGACAGAAGAAGUCGGACCCUUGGAGAGUAUCCACGGGGUAUCCUGUCCCGUCCCAUGCCCACCCAGCCCAAUAAUACCGCUACCCCGUCCCAUAUACUUGAACUUGGCUCUGCUGUGUGCUGUGGAAGGAGCCAGCACUCCCAUCCCAUCUCGUCUUUUCCCACUAGCGCUGAUGGGGGACGAGGCUCAGCUGCGGUUUAUUUGUGCAAGAUGUCCCGGACGUCGAAUGUCGAAUCUCGCUCGCCUGGCCGCCGGUAACGGUUGGCUGCAGCCGACGCGUGGGGACAGUAACACGUUGAAACGUAACGGUGGCCAGCCCGUCAAGCCCGUCUGGCCCGUCAGCACCCCUCGCCUGGACCGUUUUGUGUGGAUGAGCCUCCAUUCCUCCAUCUCCAAGUGGGGGAAGGAGCGCCUGCCAUUGGGCGAGGACGGCCUCGCCCCCACUUGUUGCGCGACCAUCCUCCCCACGCUUUCCCCAGUCCAGUCCAGUCGCACGGCGUCUCCUCACCUCGACUCCCAUCUCGCAGUGGCUGCCACUCCAGUGGGAGAUGACCCAUUAUGCUCGACCAUCAUGGCCCAAUUUGCCCGGAUUUGCUAAUGGCGAGAUUGUGGGAGGAGGCACCCAGGGCCCCAGGCACCCAGGCAACUGCGGAUGCUACUGUGGACAGACCAGACAGUAACACAGUACAGAGGCCGCCGCACCUGAUUCCAUCCUCCCAGCCCACCCCUCCUUCUCGAAGUCUCGGCGACUAUAACACGACGGAUUAUCACGCCUGCAGCAACGAGACCCCGAUGAGGGAAUUGCUAAAAUGAAGCUCCCACUCACCGGCCUGCUUGGCCCCCUCCUGCCCCCCAGAGGCACAUCAUGCUCGUCCCGGCACCGCCUAUCUGCGUCCAGCCUGUCGAUGCCCUUUCCCGAGCGCGCUUGUCGAUUUUUGUCGUGUGCAUCCGCUCAUCGCAUGACUCCAUGUGGGACUGAUGGAGACGUCGCGUGGCCCAAGUCUCGAGUGCGGAGAAGGACCUGGCCUGUUGAGGCUAAAGCUUGAACGACCGACGACCGACGACCGACGCUUGGUGCCACAGGGUCUGCCUGUAUCUACACAGUAUGCACCAGAGAGGAACCCUCCCCGAGCAUGCUGGAUGCGCCUUCGCACACACUCACACACACACACAUACUGACACUCACCCUCACAAGUAACAUGCUCGCCCAUCGAAACGCUUGCGCGUUCCAUAGGCGGCAUGCUUUCCGGCAUAUAGUUCAAGGGUUCCCCGGAGAUGAGAACUCUUUUCAAAUAAGAAAGAGGGUGGCUGAGCCCGACAAAGUGUUGCGAAUGAAUGCCUCGAACACGCACAAGUGUCGUGACGGGAAUAGCGCCGGCCAACGUCGCACACGCUCGCUCAGCCUCAAAAAUGGCCCGGCCCAAUAGAUUUGGCCAACCAGCAAAGCGCACAGGACUCCCGCGAACACGUCUGCAUACAGCGGUACGCCGUACUGCCUACAGGCACCCUCAGGCACCCUCGAUCUCCCACGCACCCAAUAGCCCUUGCUGAGGAAUCGCAACCUUUCUUUCGGUGGCCAUCUUUUUGCCGAUGGGCCCGACAAGGUUUUCAUUCUGCCAAAUUAUCCUUCGGGACCGGGAAAACCAAAGACACCCGACGACUCCGCCCAAGGUCUCGGUGACUGUCAAUUUAUUAUUGUCGAAUAUCACAGGCCGAUCAGGAGCUGACGUCAAUCGGCACGGGGCGUUGGGGGAUCCCUCCUGGCUUUCCCGCCUUGACGAUCGUCCGCGGUGUGCUGAUGCUGCUGCAGAAGAGCAACACGCGCUAGCAUGCACGCACCCGCCUAUGAAAAUUGAGGCUCUGAGCAUGGCGGCUGGCUAGCCCGCUGCUAGCACUGCCAAACAAGACAAUCUCAUUUUGUGAGCUGCCGGUUUUGGCAUCACCUCGGCUUACGCUGUGCGACCGACCACCGCUCGCUAUCUUCGACUUCCUAGCCGACGAGCCCUUCUGACCCUCUGACCGUCUGACCCUCCGGGUGGGGUCAAUGAUGACCAGCAGCGCUCUGGAGUUCAUCUUGCUAGCAAGGUGGCUGCGGCACUACGGGAUGGGAGCGAAGGGAGGUGUUCUUCGCCCUGACAGAUCGUCGCCCCCUGUGGCUUGUCAUUCGCCCGCCGCAGUUGCUACCUACCAGUCCUGCCAGUUUCUCGCCCGUGGGAUGGACAAGACCUGCACCACGUGAACGUCUGACUUGCAUCCGUCACGAAUGCAACAAGCUGAGGAUGCCCACCUGGCUCCGCGGGGAACUCAGCGGUGUGCAAUGCAGCUAGCUAUACGGCACCUGAACGAGCCUAGACGCCCAGUGCCGCUGCGCUGGAUCCUACCCGCCCAGUAUGGCUAGAGGUUAAGUAGAAGCAGACCUAGGGUGGCCUCGUCAUCCGCUGCCAUGCAUGCGAUACCAGACAAUGGCCUUCAGCUUCUCAGUGGCGGUGAUGGCCUCGCAGCACCGGCCACGCCCAACAUCUCCGGAAAUGUUUCGGUCGAGUGCUGUGCCGCUUGGAAUCCCAGGCCGGGCUCUUCACCGAAAAAAAUGGUCAUCCUCGUACCCAUGUCGCAGCUGGGCUUGGCUCGGCGAGCUGCUAUUUUUCCCAACCUUUCGAGUGACUCGUCACAUAUAGUCGCCAGCAGGUCUGGCCUCAAGCGAGGUGUGGCCUGGACGAUGUGUGUGUUGAACAGAAAGUGGGAUGUGUGGUCAGAAUUAUUAUUGAAGAUGCCUUGCUUGAUAAGGGGUUGAAAGGUGGUUGUGGUACUCAGUCCCGGGCCCUCCGAAUGCAUCGGUGGUCAUCGAGCUCUUCAAGUGAAGCUGCUCUGGUGUAGACUACGGGUUAUCGAGCUAUCCAGGGGGUUGAGUACAUACCAUGAGCCCCGCGACCAUGUUUGUCCUACCCAGGGUGUCAGUGUCCUCGAGGAGUAUUUGGCCAUCAGUCACUGCUGCAGCAGUGAGACGACCGAAUCGGGUCAGCAAGACCACAUGCGAGAUAUCCGUUAUCUGACAUCCAUCAGCACACCAUACUCCCACUCCACUGCUACGCAGAUAUACCAGCGUAUGAUCCUGUUCAUCCUGGGCUACUUCAGACACGGUGCCCAGUCGUCGUUGGUCCGCCCCGCGGGGGCCAGCCACCGCGGACGUGGGGGUCCCCUCGAGAGGCCGUGGCGGUGGCGGAAAAAUACUACGCAGAGGCUAGCGACUAUGCUUUCGUAGUACACGAGGGCAUUCCUUAGGUGUGUGGCUUCAAGCGGACACCAUGACGCCUUCAUCGGCCAAGAUGAACAAACACGACUAGAUGCAAGUUCCCGUACUUGGGUCAGAGUAGCCGAAAUGGAUUGAAUUCAAGUGUUCUCUGAGAAGACAUUCUUCGUCCCCAACAAUAGUCAGUCCAUCACUUCUCGUUCUCGGAACCACGUCUGUCCUCGAGCUCAGUAUAUUCUACUGUAUUACCUUAUCCGCUGUGACUCGAUUCGUGGCUGCUUUGUAGAUGGGCCACAAAGCUGUAGAGAUGCCCACAUACGAAC